Messenger RNA from Pipistrellus kuhlii (Kuhl's pipistrelle), 1481 nucleotides. RefSeq names its product tetraspanin 31 (gene TSPAN31). The record is from RefSeq and is a predicted model, not a curated record. NCBI's taxonomy places the organism in Eukaryota, Metazoa, Chordata, Mammalia, Chiroptera, Vespertilionidae. Gene Ontology annotation, cellular component: membrane. The transcript is spliced from 6 exons. Bases 264 to 896 code for a protein of 210 amino acids.
UUUCAUCCUAUAAAGAACCUAAAGGAGGGGCCGGGAGGCGGGUCCGUAACGCAAUGCAGAUUGAUUGGCAGUCAGGCCGUCGACGUCCUGCUUUAGCCCUGAGUCUCUCCAAUCCAGAGGCAGGGGUGGGACGGUGCAGGCGCAGAGAAUUGGGUUUGGGUGGACUAGAUUUAAAGAGACAGAAGCUGUCGGGGUCCGGGAAGACUGUCCCCAGACCCUCUCCCUAAGUCCUUGGGACCGCUUGGGUCCCCAAAGCUGGGGAGAUGGUUUGCGGUGGCUUUGCCUGCUCCAAGAAUGCACUGUGCGCGCUCAACGUGGUCUACAUGCUGGUAGGCUUAUUGCUCAUCGGAGUGGCUGCUUGGGGUAAGGGCCUGGGUCUGGUGUCCAGCAUCCAUAUCAUCGGAGGAGUCAUUGCUGUGGGAGUCUUCCUCUUGCUCAUCGCAGUGGCUGGACUGGUUGGUGCUAUUAACCACCACCAAGUUCUGCUGUUCUUUUACAUGAUCAUCCUUGGUUUGGUCUUCGUCUUCCAAUUUGGAAUCUCUUGGUCAUGCCUGGCCAUUAACCGAAGCAAACAGACAGAUGUCAUCAAUGCUUCUUGGUGGGUCAUGAGCAACAAGACUCGGGAUGAACUGGAAAGAAGUUUUGAUUGUUGUGGCUUAUUCAACCUCACAACCAUGUAUCAACAAGAUUAUGCUUUUUGCACUGCAGUCUGCAAGAGCCGGAGACCCACAUGUCAGAUGUGUGGAGAAAAGUUUCUUAAACAUUCAGAUGAAGCCCUAAAAAUCCUGGGGGGUGUUGGACUCUUCUUUAGCUUUACAGAGAUCCUUGGUGUCUGGCUCGCAAUGAGAUUUCGGAAUCAGAAGGAUCCUCGUGCCAACCCCAGUGCCUUUCUCUGAGACUUUGGGUCCUUUUGACUUCUCUUCUGUUCUCCCUAAGCUUUUUCUUCCUCCCUUAGGGAAAACCAGGGUCAGUGACCUUUUUUGUUUGAGAAAGAGGAAAGGCCCUUUGCCCUCCCCUAAAGGUGCCUGAAUAGCCAGGCGCUCUGCCUUGACAAGACUAUGAGGAAUACAGAGAAGCCUCUUCUUUCCCUGAGUGGAUAUGGGAAGCUCCUGGGAGUGCAUGAGAUGGUAUGGGGUCGGAGUCAUUCCUGGCUGUUUCCCCUCUUCUCCCUUCCACAUGCCAGACCACCACAAUCCAUCCUGGCCUGGCUCCAAGAGGAAACCAAGGACAGAGCCAGAGAGAGAACCACCAAGAAAUUUUUCUUGUAAUAACAGGACUGUUUUGGAGGAAGGUCAAUGAAUAUAAAAAUAAAAGCCAUUUAAACUCCAAUACAAAGCAGCAAAUGCCUGCCUUGUCUUCUCUUACCAGUUGAGGGGCUCCACUGACUAUGCAGGCCCUGUUACCUAAGGAGAAUCUACCUGCCAAGUGGUUUCUCCAAAUCCCCAAAUGGCAAAGCCAAUCAAAGGAAGAAACAUUAAAAA